Messenger RNA from Doryrhamphus excisus (bluestripe pipefish), 2008 nucleotides. It is a transcript of the gene ric3b, whose product is annotated as RIC3 acetylcholine receptor chaperone b. Gene Ontology annotation, biological process: protein localization to cell surface; synaptic transmission, cholinergic. NCBI's taxonomy places the organism in Eukaryota, Metazoa, Chordata, Actinopteri, Syngnathiformes, Syngnathidae. The record is from RefSeq and is a predicted model, not a curated record. Gene Ontology annotation, cellular component: neuronal cell body; neuron projection; intracellular membrane-bounded organelle.
GAUCAUCCCCAUCAUCAUCACUAACCCCUGUCUGUCUCUUCGGUGACUGAAAACGUUUGUUUGUCCUUCUUGCAUCUUGACGUGUUGCCAUGGUGAUGUCCACAUUCCAGAAGGUGACGCUCGCCACGUGCCUCGUGCUGUGCGUGGCGCUGCUGCUUCCUAAAAUGUUGCUGUCCCGCGGCAGGAUGGACACCGACCAACGACCGGAAGGAGGUCACUUCCCCCCCAUGGUGCACCGUCAGAUGGCCCCAGAGGGCCGGGGCCAGAGGGCUGCGGGUUCGAGCCUCUCUAGAGCCCACAACACGGAGGCCAUAGCCAGGGCCAAAGGAGCAGGGCCAGGGGCGGCACCAGCGGGAAAGUCCAACCUGGCGGGACAGAUCAUUCCGGUCUAUGGCUUUGGAAUUUUACUCUACAUCCUAUACAUCCUCUUCAAGAUCACGUCAAAAGGCAGCAGUCAGCCAUCAGAGAGCAGGAUGUCUUCGACGCGCUCGGAGAACAUGAAGCGAAAGAUCACGGACUUUGAGCUGGCUCAGCUGCAGGAGAAGUUGAGGGAAACUGAGCUGGUGAUGGAGAACAUUGUUUCCAACGCCCAGCACAGUCCUGACAGGGAAUCAAAGGGGGUGACAGUGGACCAGGAGGAGAGUCUCCUCCAGCAGCUGACAGAAAUCACUCGUGUGAUGCAGGAGGGUCAGCUGGUGGAGGGUGUGGCUCCACACCAGAAGACCAACCAGAAGAGAUGGGAAGAUGAUGAAGACGAGACUGACGUCAUGUGGGAGCGUCCCCAUUGCUGCUGUCAACAGGCUACUCAGCGUAGUGGCUCACAGGAUGAGGCUGAAGCUGAUGACAGGAGCAGCCAUGUGCAUAACAUUCCAGAAGCUGCUCCAUGUAGAGGUGAAACAGACCUGGACCACGCAGCCCAGAGUCCAGGAGUUGACGAGGACUUAGAGAUGGAGCAGGAUGGUCAUCUGAAACAGAAGCAGAACAUGAAUGAGUGCAAGGAGGAGGAGGAAGCAGGUCAGAUCCAACUGGAUGUCCCAGACGAGGAGCUGCUCGGCGUCCUGCAGGAGCUUGAGGUCACCUUGAAGAUGACUUCAGCCAUGGAGAAGGAGAAGAUGGAUCACCUCAUCCGACCCAGUGAGAUGGACACGUGCGGCGGUGCGAUCAGACGGCGGAACAAAAGAAGAAGAAGCAAGAAAGAAUCUCAGUGACCUGGUGGAGAAGAACAUGUCGCUCUUUGUUCUUCACGACAACAUGCUGCAUGAAUUUCACGUCUUUGGACUCGCCCUGAUAGCAAAGAAAAAUACAUUGGGGUCAGUUUCAUGUAUUGUCCCUUCCUGACUUGUGUGGUGUUUGUUUAGGAGGUUUUUAAAUCAUCUGUAAUGUUUUUUCAACCAAACGAGUCUGUGAUUGCCACUUCUACACACCGUUGUUCCUUCACUGUGACCAGCUCAGCGUGACUGAAAGGUUCAAGCUGGUCCUCACAGGUUGUUUUUAGCCCAAUAAUGUGUAAAAACGUGAACUUCUGCAGGAUAAAUGGAGGGACUUUGAGAGAAGCAGUACAUGUGUUCAUAGAGCUAAUGAUCUGCUGUAAUCUAUACAUUUAUUUCUAUGCAUAAACGUAAACAAAACAAUUAAGACAACCUCCAAUGUGUUUCUGCAUAGCCUUCAGAAAGUAGGUAGUUGUGCUCCUAGAGUUCCCAAACAAAAUACAUUCAGGGACAGGAAGUGCUUGAACUCAACAGUGAUCAUAUAUUGUGAUAAUGUUAUUUAUCCAGUCAGUCAUGGCAGUGCAUGAUAUGCUGCUGUGCCUCCAAAAUGGAUGUUUCCACCCAGAUUCCCGCACUGACAUCACAGUUCACUUUUUAAACAAUUUCUUAAUGUACAAAAGUACUAAUAUUGUAUCCUGUAGCUGAACUAAGUGGCAUUAUCUUUGAGUUAAAUCAAAAGAACGUCAGUCACGUUUUGUAACUUUCAGCAGUUUGGUGAGAUUUAAUAAAGAAAUACCUCA